CGCUUACAACGGAAUUUUCCAACUCCAGCUCAAGUCUCAAGACCAAAGUCCCAAGCUCCACCCAUACACCAAGAUGCCGUCCGCUCCGUCCACGAAGAAGGCCAACGCCGGCCCCGGCUACUACGACCUCAUCAAGGAGGCUGUGUUCACUCUCAAGGAGCGCUCGGGCUCGUCUCGCCACGCCAUCGACAAGUACGUCGCCGCAAAGAAGGGCGCCAGUUACUCCAAGUCUCGCCUUAACAUCGCGCUGAAGCGUGGAGUCGAGUCCGGCAAGCUGGUGCCCGUGAAGGGCUCGUUUAAGCUGGCUGCUGAGGAGAAGAAGGGCGCCGCCAAGAAGCCUGCUGCCAAGCCUGUUGCUAAGAAGGCGACCUCUGCAAAGAAGCCUGCCGCUAAGUCGGCCAAGAAGUCUGACGCUAAGAAGUCUACCAAGACGGCUAAGAAGCCCGCUGCGAAGAAGACGUCUACAAAGAAGACGACGAAAACAGCCAAGAAGCCUACUGCUAAGAAGGUCACCAAGUCUACAAAGAAGGUGACGGCUAAAAAGCCCAAGACUACCAAGAAGAAAGUGGUGAAGAAGUCGGCGGCUAAGAAGACUGCCAAGAAGUAAGCUACAUUAUCGCCUGCCACUAUGUUCUUUUACUAGUUCGUAUUCGCUGGAGCGACGCGGUGUCGUGUCUCCGAAGCCUUUAUUCUUAUUUUUCCAAAUGGAAUCCAACUGCUUUGAAAAAAAA
Molecule: messenger RNA, 731 nt
Organism: Phytophthora infestans T30-4
Lineage: Eukaryota; Oomycota; Peronosporomycetes; Peronosporales; Peronosporaceae
Product: histone H1, putative
Exons: 1
Coding region: 74-607 (177 amino acids)
Biological process (GO): chromosome condensation; nucleosome assembly; negative regulation of DNA recombination
Cellular component (GO): nucleus; nucleosome
Molecular function (GO): double-stranded DNA binding; structural constituent of chromatin; nucleosomal DNA binding
Source: RefSeq, a predicted model, not a curated record